Messenger RNA from Vicia faba (fava bean), 810 nucleotides. The record is from the annotation of a GenBank genome assembly. NCBI's taxonomy places the organism in Eukaryota, Viridiplantae, Streptophyta, Magnoliopsida, Fabales, Fabaceae.
AUGGUUGCAUUCUGUUCUCCUCAGUUCUCAUACUCAAACAUGGGAUGGCUCUUACACGAGUUAGAGCCUGCAGAGUCCUUAAACAUUAGCCAUAACGAGAAGAGCUAUGCAAAUGAUUUAGAGUACUCUUUACCUCAAUAUCAUCAAUUCUCUUCGCUGAAGCAACAACAAGUUGAAAUUCAAACGCCACCACCUUCGCCUAAGCUUAUGGUGAAGAAGCUUAACCACAAUGCUAGUGAACGUGACCGCCGCAAAAAGAUCAAUAGCUUGAUUUCUUCACUUCGUUCACUUCUUCCCAAUGAAGAUCAAACGAAAAAAAUGAGCAUUCCAGUAACAAUUUCAAGAGUCUUAAAAUACAUACCGGAAUUACAAAAGCAUGUGGAAGGAUUAACUAAGAAAAAAGAAGAGCUUCUAUCAAGAAUUUCUAGGCAAGAAUAUGCAGUCAACAAAGAAUCACAAAGGAAAAUAGUUCCUAAUAAUUACAAUUCUUCUUUUGUAGUUUCAACAAGUAGGCUUAAUGAUAGUGAGAUUGCUGUUCAUAUUUCAUCUUAUGAAGCUUACAAAAAGAUUCCAAUAUCUGAGAUUUUGAUGUGUUUAGAAGAUAAUGGACUUUUUCUACUAAAUUCUUCUUCUUCUAAAACCUUUGGAGGGAGGCUCUUUUAUAACUUGCAUUUUCAGGUGGAUAAAACUCAAAGAUUAGAGUGUGAUGAUCUUAUUCAGAAGCUUUCGUCAGUGUAUGAGAGGCAGCGAAGUAAUCAAGUAGUGCUGGGGGCUAAAGAUCAUACGAUCAGGAGUGUUAUGAUAUAUUAA